This is a messenger RNA of Lathyrus oleraceus (garden pea), 1110 nucleotides long. Its product is annotated as ARM REPEAT PROTEIN INTERACTING WITH ABF2-like. Gene Ontology annotation, molecular function: protein binding. The transcript is spliced from 2 exons. NCBI's taxonomy places the organism in Eukaryota, Viridiplantae, Streptophyta, Magnoliopsida, Fabales, Fabaceae. Bases 1 to 1110 code for a protein of 369 amino acids. The record is from RefSeq and is a predicted model, not a curated record.
AUGAUCUUCAUGCAAGAAUUGCAGUGGAGGAUAGAUAGAUCCUAUGAGACUGUUGUACAGUCCCUGCUUGCGAUCAGAAACGAGCAAUCCCGUCAGCAACACUACCAUCGUCAACAUUCUACACUGAUAGAGGCCACUCAGGGUUCCAUUUUAAGCAACCUUCGAGAGGCUUACCAAGUCCGACAAAAGACUAAUCUGGUCGCUUAUGAACCCUUUCAAGCCUUACAACCCGUUAUUGGAUUACUUAGCUCUUGUUGCUCUGAAAGCCAGAGGGAAGCAGCGUUGUUACUUGGACAGUUUGCAGCCACUGAUUCAGACUGUAAGGUUCACAUCGUACAGAGAGGUGCUGCUCGACCUCUGAUAGAGAUGCUUCAGUCUCCUGAUGUUCAACUCAGAGAAAUGUCUGCUUUUGCAUUAGGGAGAUUGGCACAGGACACACAUAACCAAGCUGGUAUUGCACAUACCGAUGGCUUAGUGCCAUUGCUGAAGCUUCUUGACUCAAAAAAUGGGUCUUUGCAGCAUAAUGCUGCUUUUGCUCUUUAUGGCCUUGUAGAGAACGAGGAUAAUGUGCCUGACUUUAUUAGGGUAGGUGGAAUUAAGAAACUUCAGGAUGGAGAGUUCAUUAUUCAAGCAACUAAGGAUUGUGUUUCUAAGACAUUGAAAAGACUAGAAGAGAAGAUUCAUGGUCGUGUGCUGAACCAUUUAUUAUAUCUUAUACGGGUUUCAGAAAAGGCAUUCCAAAGACGAGUUGCUUUGGCUCUUGCCCAUCUUUGUUCUGCAUACGACCAGAGAAAAAUAUUUAUUGACCACAACGGACUGAAGUUGCUUAUCGGGCUUCUUGGCUCAUCAUGCCAUAAGCAGCAACUUGAUGGUGCCGUGGCUUUAUGCAAGUUGGCCAACAAAGCUAUGUCUCUGUCUCCUAUUGAUGCUGCUCCUCCAUCCCCAACACCUCAGGUCUAUUUGGGAGAGCAGUAUGUAAAUAAUGCUACCUUAUCAGAUGUUACAUUUUUAGUUGAAGGUAAAUGGUUUUAUGCCCACAGAAUCUGUUUACUCGCUUCUUCAGACGCAUUUCGUGCAAUGUUUGAUGGUGGUUAUAGGAAAAGAAUUUGA